AAUUGUUAUAGGAAUAAUGACAACGUUUCCAUUAUAAAUACGUUCCUAAGAUUCCAACAAUAUACCAAACUGAAAUACUAAAAGCUAGAAUCUUUAUUGGUUGCUCCCUACAUUCCGAGAAAAUCCCAAAACCCACAAUCUCUCUGUCUCUCAUAUUACUCGAGCAUGGGAAGUGUAGAGAUAGAAGCGCCACCAACCAAGAAACUUGAAGAAGACGAGAUUUCACCAAUAGAAGAAGUCCGUUUAACCGUAUCAAACACCGACGAUCCUUCCCUGCCAGUAUGGACUUUCAGAAUGUGGUUUUUAGGUCUUGUUUCGUGCUGCCUUCUCUCUUUCCUCAACCAGUUUUUCUCGUAUCGUACGGAGCCACUUGUCAUUACCCAGAUCACCGUUCAGGUUGCUACACUUCCCAUCGGACGGGUCAUGGCUGCUGUGCUUCCUCAAACAAAGUUUAGGAUUCCUGGGUUUGGGGGUAGAGAGUUUUCUCUUAAUCCCGGACCAUUUAAUGUUAAAGAACAUGUUUUGAUUUCUAUAUUUGCUAAUGCUGGUAGUGCUUUUGGGAAUGGCUCCGCUUAUGCUAUUGAAAUUGUUAAUAUUAUUAAAGCUAUUUACGGGAGAAGUAUCUCCUUUCUCGCUUCUUGGGUUCUUAUCAUCACUACACAGGCUUUGGGAUAUGGCUGGGCCGGGCUUCUAAGGAAAUAUGUAGUCGAGCCAGCACACAUGUGGUGGCCUGGCACCCUCGUUCAGAUCUCCCUUUUCAGGACAUUGCAUGAAAAAGAAGAAACAGAAAAUGGGAAUCGUAUGUCAAGAGUGAAAUUCUUUGUGAUUGCACUAACAUGUAGCUUUUUAUGGUACUUGGUACCUGGUUACCUGUUCCAAACAGUACAAAGCGUGGCAUGGAUAUGCUGGGCAUUCCCAAAGUCAGUUACUGCACAGCAAAUAGGGUCUGGAAUGGGAGGACUAGGAGUUGGAGCCUUCACACUUGACUGGUCAACAAUAGCUUCUUUCCUGUUAAGCCCUCUUCUUACUCCCUUCUUUGCCAUUGUCAACGUCUUUAUAGGAUACGUAUUGAUAUUAUACGUGUUGACACCAAUAACUUACUGGGGACUAAAUUUGUACAAUGCUAAAACAUAUCCAAUCAUUUCUUCUCACUUGUUCGAUGCACAAGGUGCAAGAUAUAACUUUUCAGCCAUCAUCAAUGAUAAAUUCGAGUUAGAUAUGGCCCAGUAUCAGAAGUUGGGGAGAGUACACAUGAGCACCUUCUUUGCUGUCUCUUAUGGACUUGGUUUUGCCACUAUUGCAGCUACUCUUACUCAUGUGGCCUUGUUCUAUGGAAGGGAAAUUUAUGACCGAUACAAAGCCUCAUACGAGGGAAAGGAAGAUGUCCACACAAGAUUAAUGAAGAGUUACAGAGACAUUCCAACUUGGUGGUUUUAUGUGCUUCUUGCAGUGACAUUUGUAGCCUCCCUUGCACUUUGCAUUUUCAUGAACGACCAAGUCCAAUUACCAUGGUGGGGGCUUAUACUUGCAGCUGCUCUUGCCUUCAUUUUCACCCUUCCUAUUAGCAUUAUCACUGCCACCACAAAUCAGACACCAGGACUGAAUAUCAUCACAGAAUAUAUUAUGGGUCUUAUAUAUCCUGGAAGACCUAUAGCCAAUGUCUGCUUCAAGACCUAUGGUUACAUGAGCAUGUCUCAGGCAGUUUCCUUUCUUAGUGAUUUCAAGCUAGGCCAUUACAUGAAGAUCCCUCCAAGGUCCAUGUUUCUUGUGCAGUUCAUAGGAACGAUCAUUGCUGGAACUAUCAACUUGGGUGUAGCAUGGUGGCUUCUUGAUUCAAUUGACUACAUAUGUCAGGAUCAGCUCCUUCCGUCAAACAGUCCUUGGACUUGCCCGGGCAGUCGUGUCUUCUUUGAUGCAUCAGUCAUCUGGGGUUUAGUGGGACCGAAGAGGAUUUUUGGAUCUCUUGGAGAAUACUCAGCUCUUAAUUGGUUCUUCCUUGGAGGAUUAUUAGGACCAGUUGUAGUAUGGCUUUUCCACAAGAAAUUCCCAAACCAAACUUGGAUACCACUGAUUAAUCUUCCAGUACUGUUUGGGGCGACUGCCAUUAUGCCACCGGCAACUGCAGUCAACUUCAAUUCCUGGAUUUUGGUUGGAACAAUAUUCAAUUUUUUCAUCUUUAGGUACAGAAAGAAUUGGUGGCAGAGGUAUAACUAUGUCCUGUCAGCAGCUCUUGAUGCUGGAGUGGCUUUCAUGGCAGUUCUUAUUUACUUUACACUGGGACUUGAAAAUGUUAACAUGCACUGGUGGGGUUCCGAUCCUAAUAUUGAUCCUGAGCACUGUCCGCUUGCUUCCUGCCCAACUGCAAAGGGUAUUAUAUCUGAUGGGUGCCCGAUAUUUUAAAAGAGUUAUCAUUUCAUAGUUGAAUAUCGAAUUAAGUAGAAGUGUAUGAUAUACUGGAUUUGGGUUGGAUUAAGUUGGUUCAGAAUGUUACAAACAUGGUUUUUUCGCGCAAAUUGCAAAUUUCUUUCCAUGUCCUGGUUAUGAAUGCUUAUUUAUUAUCUAAUGUUGAGCAUUAUAAAUCUAA
This is a messenger RNA of Ricinus communis (castor bean), 2584 nucleotides long. Its product is annotated as oligopeptide transporter 4. Gene Ontology annotation, molecular function: oligopeptide transmembrane transporter activity. Gene Ontology annotation, biological process: transmembrane transport. The coding region runs from base 166 to 2400 and encodes 744 amino acids. The record is from RefSeq and is a predicted model, not a curated record. Lineage: Eukaryota; Viridiplantae; Streptophyta; Magnoliopsida; Malpighiales; Euphorbiaceae. The transcript has 6 exons.